Neoarius graeffei (lesser salmon catfish) is the source of this 2867-nucleotide messenger RNA. It is a transcript of the gene cyp26b1, whose product is annotated as cytochrome P450 26B1. The transcript has 6 exons. Gene Ontology annotation, molecular function: heme binding; iron ion binding; oxidoreductase activity, acting on paired donors, with incorporation or reduction of molecular oxygen. The record is from RefSeq and is a predicted model, not a curated record. Lineage: Eukaryota; Metazoa; Chordata; Actinopteri; Siluriformes; Ariidae. Bases 797 to 2332 code for a protein of 511 amino acids. Gene Ontology annotation, biological process: sterol metabolic process.
GCUUAGAGACUCGAACUCACAUUGAGAAACUAUGUGAAAAGAGAGAGAGAGAGAGAGAGAGAGAGAGCAUCAGAGAGAGAGAGAGAGAGAGAGACGCACUCCAGUCAUUUGAAGAUCUUCUAGCGCUCUGUAGACAUCAGCAUCCGUGCACAAGCCGCAGAGGAUUAUUCCUUUUUAUUUUAUUCCUUUGUUUAACCUUAUCACCAGUACUUGAAUUUGAGUGUAUCAAAAAUAGUUCACAGGUAUUAAAAAUAUAUAUAUAUUUUUUUUUGGGGGGGGGAGUGAAGUUUUGAGGACUUUUGUUUUUUCACAUUUUUUUCCUCACUUAUAUAUAUAUAUUAAAAAAUAUAUAUAUUUUUUAUUAAGUAUUAAGAAGAGUCUGAAAUAUUGUCAUCAGCUUCCCACGUGGUUAUACUACUAGUCUGACAAGUUCACGGCUAUUUGUCAUUCCUCAAAAAAAAAAAAAAAUUCCAACAUCCAUAGAGGGAUUUGGUUAAAAAAAAAAAAAAAAUGAUGUGCCAAAACCUUACUUCGACUUAUUUUUAUUUGGACACAGUGAAUUAAAUUCCCAACUUUUCUUACCUUUAUUGAACUUUUAUUAGUUUAGUUUAGUUUAGUUUAUGCGAGAAAUAAACUGCGGAAAAGUCCAGUUGCAGGUCGGUCCAUCACUGAGCCUAUCAUUUAGUGAAAUACCUGCAGACUAGGAAAAAAAAAAAGAAAAGUUGAAAGUGCAGCGCACAUUCGGUCCUAAAGAAAGGCUGAAAUCGACUCGAGCUUGUCCCGGACGCUGGCCGCGAUGCUCUUCGGGAGUUUGGACCUGGUGUCUGCUUUGGCCACGCUGGCCGCGUGCUUGGCGUCAGUGGCGCUCCUGAUCGCCGUGUCUCAGCAGCUCUGGCAGCUUCGCUGGACCGCCACGCGGGACAAGAACUGCAAGUUGCCCAUGCCAAAGGGCUCCAUGGGCUUCCCUAUCAUCGGCGAGACGUGCCACUGGCUGCUCCAGGGUGCAGGGUUCCAUGCAUCGAGGAGGCAGAAGUAUGGUAACGUGUUUAAAACUCACUUGCUGGGCCGUCCAGUGAUCCGGGUGACUGGAGCAGAGAAUGUGCGGAAGGUGCUGAUGGGGGAACAUACUCUGGUGAGCGUGGACUGGCCCCAGAGCACCAGCACUCUUCUAGGACCCAACAGCCUCGCCAACUCUAUUGGAGACAUCCACCGCAAGAAGAGGAAGAUCUUUGCUAAAGUCUUCAGCCAUGAAGCACUCGAGAGCUACUUGCCUAAGAUCCAGCAGGUAAUCCAGGAGACGCUAUGUGUGUGGAGCUCCAACCCAAAGCCCAUCAAUGUCUACCGUGAGUCUCAGCACCUGUCCUUUCAGAUGGCCAUCCGUGUGCUCCUUGGUUUCCGCAUUUCCGAUGAAGAGAUGCACUUCCUUUUCCACACUUUUCAGGAGUUUGUGGACAAUGUUUUUUCAUUGCCCAUUGACUUGCCCUUCAGUGGCUAUAGAAAGGGCAUUCGUGCAAGGGACACCCUUCAGAAGGCCAUAGAGAAAGCCAUCAGGGAGAAGCCACUAUGUACACAGGGGAAAGACUACACUGAUGCCCUAGAUGUGCUUCUGGAGAGUGCCAAAGAGAAUGGGACAGAGCUCAGCAUGCAGGAGCUAAAGGAGUCCACGAUCGAGUUGAUCUUUGCUGCCUUUGCCACCACGGCUAGUGCCAGCACCUCUCUGGUCAUGCAGCUACUGCGGCACCCAGCGGUGUUAGAGAAGCUGCGUGAGGAGCUGCGCAAUUGCGGUCUUCUGCAUGAUGGCUGCUUGUGCCAAGGUGAACUGCGCCUUGACAGCAUCUGCAGCCUCAAGUACCUGGACUGUGUCAUCAAGGAGGUAUUGCGCCUCUUUGCACCAGUGUCAGGCGGCUACCGCACCGCCAUGCAGACCUUUGAACUUGACGGUGUGCAAAUUCCUAAAGGUUGGAGUGUUAUGUACAGCAUCCGAGACACUCAUGACACUUCAGCCGUUUUUAAGGACGUGGCAGCCUUUGACCCUGAUCGCUUCAGUGCUGAGCGCAGUGAGGAUCGUGAGGGCCGCUUCCACUACCUGCCCUUUGGAGGUGGUGUGCGCUCAUGCCUGGGGAAACAGCUGGCCAUGCUCUUCCUCAAGCUGUUGGCUAUAGAGCUUGCUGGGGGGAGCCGCUUUGAGCUGGCCACGCGGACGUUCCCACGUCUGGUCUCCGUCCCUGUGGUCCACCCUACUGAUGGCCUCCGAGUCAAGUUCUUUGGUCUGGACUCCAACCAGAACCAGAUAAUGUCCAAGACAGAUGAGAUACUGGGUGCCACUGUGUGAGAGGGGAAAAGUGGAAAAAGUGGAUGAGAGAGUUAUUUUUGACAGUUAUGUUUAAUGUUGUUGUUUUUUUUAAAUGGCAGAAAUCUAGUGAGUUGAGAGAGACACUCUUCUUUGUCAGUUUCAAGAUGUCACUUUUGUUUGCCAAAAAUGUACAGUCUAUCUUUUUCUAUAAAAAAGUAAAAAAGGCUUAAUUAAAAAAAAACAAAAAAAAACCAUAAAUGUAAUGCAAAGACCAUUAAGUGAUGCUAAGACCAUUAAGUGAUGCUGUGAGAAGGAGGACACAAGAUGAAAGAAUGUUAAAAGGAGGACUGGAAGUUUCAAAAAGAAAGAGGGAUGUUAUGUGUGUCCAGCUAAGUAGAUAUCACAGGGUAUGGGCAAGUGUGUGCUCACAGUGAAGUGAGGACAUGAAGAAUCAUUCUUAUUAUAGCCUGAGGUCUAGUACAGGGGUAUCUUUCAGGGUUUGUGUGCGUGCAUGUGUGUGUGUGUGUGUGUGUGCUGUUUAUUCUCUUUUUUUGUAUGACUGUAAAACAAAUAU